Molecule: messenger RNA, 2016 nt
Organism: Magallana angulata
Lineage: Eukaryota; Metazoa; Mollusca; Bivalvia; Ostreida; Ostreidae
Product: tyramine beta-hydroxylase-like
Exons: 9
Coding region: 144-1838 (564 amino acids)
Molecular function (GO): copper ion binding; dopamine beta-monooxygenase activity
Source: RefSeq, a predicted model, not a curated record
GCAAAGAUUGCACGACCAAAAGGAGUGAGCAGCUUUGUUUACAAAGUUCCACCUGAUGAUUUUCAAACCCUGUCAUUUCUUUGGACCCCCUAUAUAAACUGAUUAAAAACCGGUGCAAAGGCACUUUUAAAAAUUUGUUUGGAAUGCUUACAAGGGCGUGUUUCUGCUUUUGCCUGCUCUUCGCGGUUACGCUGGGAUUCAAAUCCUUCCAGCACAAGAUCCCAAAUGGAGACUCGGUGCCCCACCCCUGUAAACCCAACUACCUGUGGCACGGGGUGGGUCACGAGAACGAGUUAGGUGGAGGGUCCAGGAACCCAUUCGGACGGGAUUUUGACGCUGCGGGAAAGACAUGGACUGUGGAGCUGUGUCGGAAAGACUCGGACGGAGACGGCAGAACCAACGGUGAAGAACUGGGGGAUCCGAACUGUAUCUGGCGGGAAAACGCGAUUCCGGACAAAAAUGCAUUCUCACAUCCGGGUGUAUGCGAGCCUUACGACAGCGACCUCUGUCGGUCUAAGAAUACCUGGGUACAGUGUCAGAAAGAAGAAUUUAAAUGUGACGCCAUAGACAGCCCGGAUGUGAAAAACGUCACCAUUAGAUACCCAGUUACGUCAGUUCCAAGUCAGGAGACGACCUAUUUUUGCAUGACCUUUGAACUUCCCCAAGAUGGCGACUAUCAGAUGAUAGCCACAAAACCGGUCAUUGACAACGAAUACGUCAUGCACCAUAUUCUGCUGUACGGAUGUGGAGAGUCAGUGACAAAAGCCGAUACUGUUCCGUCUUCGUGCGGAAUGGGACUAAGUGACUGCCAGACUGUGAUAGGAGCGUGGGCCGUGGGGGCGAACGGAGAAUGUAGUCACAAGGACGUCGGCUUCAGGAUCGGCCAAAAUGGAUUCAAAUACGUCAUGAUGCAGUUUCACUGGAACAACUAUGAACGGCGAUCGGACUAUAAAGACAGUUCUGGAAUGACCUUGUACUACACUCCAAACAGGCGACCAAACGACGCCGGAAUAAUGAUAAUUGGUCAGACAUUCUUAGAAAUCCCGCCCCGGAAGGAGCACGUUGAAACCACUUCCGUUUGCACCGCAGACGACACAAGGAUGAUUCUACAAGGACCAGUAUAUGUGACCCGGGCCUUUAACCACAUGCAUUAUCUAGGCCGAGAACAAUACAUUGACCUUUACAGAAAUGGGGCCAAGAUCGCAACACUUACCAAUGAACCCGAUUACAGUUACGACAGACCACGGUUUAUUGAGUACGCGGAAUCAAUCCAGAUAUUUCCCGGAGAUGAAAUACGAACCAGAUGUGUGUUUAAGUCCACAACCAAAUCUGUCACUACUUUUCAAGGCGACGCAACUUCCGACGAGAUGUGCUUCGGUUUUCUAACGGUUCAUCCGCUCAGUAACGCAAGGUCUCUCCAAUGUUCCUCCUGGAAAAAUGCGUCCAUGGUGAGUCUGUUCCAGAGCUCCGAUGGCUGUGAUUGGAGAGUCUUCGGAAACGCAAGCCACCCGGAUAUGGCCCCUCUAUACCAAGGCGUUUACAUGCAUUGUCGACCAUUAGGUCAGUGUCUUGAAGAGUGCAAAGAGGCCGUCAAGCUGUUCAGAAGUCACCCAUGCAUGACGGGCACCAGGGGAGAGUAUGUCAUGUGGAACGCUGGCAAUGUAAGGACUUUCGAGGCAUUGAGCUUCUACUCAAAAGUUAGGUCAUGUGACCUCGAGAUUUUGCGAGAACAACUAUUGACGCAGACGACAAACGGAGAUGACACAAACUUUGGAGCGAGGGUUCUACCGAAACUAUCGGCUCUUCUGGUUGCUGCUUUACUGGCCUUGUUUUUAUAAAAAAAAUAUCAUAGAUCACUGUCUUGUUAGAAUUAGGAUGGGAAGAUUUACUGGUGUGUUGAUAUAUAAAUGUAUCAAUGCAAUAUUAUAACAUUGUGGUUUUUUUUUUCGGGCGUAAACGUUCGUUGCAAAACUGUUGUUUGAUUAUUUUUCUUUAAUAUUAAAAAAUGAAAAUGUG